CGCUCCGUCCCCUUCCCCUGUCUCCGCCCCCUCCCCGCCCAUCCCACCGCUCUUGGCCCCGCCCCGCGCGACGCUCCAGCCCCCGCGUCUCUGUGGCUGCGCCCGGAGGCCGGAAGUGCCGGACCCAUGGGUGCCGCCGGCCGGGCCGUGUCCCAGGCGCUGCUCGGGGCUGUGUGCCUGUUCUGUGCCCACCGGGCCCGCCAGGUGACCCCCGGCCCGGCCGCCGGGUUCCUGCUGCAGGCACUGGGGGCAGCGAGUGACGCCCUGGAGCCCCUUUGGCCCUUGGGGACACCGGGAGGUGACAGUGACACCGCCGACCCCCUCCCCGGCUCCUGGGUCUCGGCCAUGCUGGCCCAACCCCUGGUGGCCUUCGGCUUCCACCGGCGCAGCGGUGACCACGCCACCGCCAACCUGCUGCUGGGGGUGACGGUGACACUGGCCCCUGCCGCCGCGCGCCUGCCGCCCGACGGCCGGCUGCUGGCCGCCCGCGCUGUCACCGUCCUUGUCACCGGCGCCAUUGUCACCCUGGCCGCGCUGACGGGCGACAAGGCCGCCGCACUUGGUGGCCUCCUCCUCCUCGCCGGGAACCUGCUGCCGGGGGCACACCUGGUGGCACUUGGGGACACGCGGCCGUGGGGACACCCGGGGGUGGUGGCACAGGACACGCUGCCCAGGGGACACGUGGUGGCACAUGGGGACAUGCGGCCGUGGGGACACCAGGGGGUGGUGGCACCUGGGGACACAAUGACAGGGGGACACCCGGGGGUGGUGGCACAGGACACGCUGCCCAGGGGACACGUGGUGGCACAUGGGGACACAAUGACAGGGGGACACCCAGGGGUGGUGGCACAGGACACGCUGCCCAGGGGACACGUGGUGGCACAUGGGGACACGCGGCCACGGGGACACCCGGGGGUGGUGGCACCUGGGGACACAAUGACAGGGGGACACCCGGGGGUGGUGGCACAGGACACGCUGCCCACGGGACACGUGGUGGCACAUGGGGACACGUGGCCGCGGGGACACCCGGGGGUGGUGGUACCUGGGGACACAAUGACAGGGGGACACCCGGGGGUGGUGGCACAGGACACGCUGCCCAGGGGACACGUGGUGGCACAUGGGGACACGUGGCCAUGGGGACACCAGGGGGUGGUGGCACCUGGGGACACAAUGGCAGGGGGACACCCGGGGGUGGUGGCACAGGACACGCUGCCCAGGGGACACGUGGUGGCACAUGGGGACACGCGGCCGCGGGGACACCCGGGGGUGGUGGCACCUGGGGACACAAUGACAGGGGGACACCCGGGGGUGGUGGCACAGGACGCGCUGCCCAGGGGACACGUGGUGGCACCUGGGGACACAAUGACAGGGGGACACCCGGGGGUGGUGGCACAGGACACGCUGCCCAGGGGACACGUGGUGGCACAUGGGGACACGCGGCCGCGGGGACACCAGGGGGUGGUGGCACCUGGGGACACAAUGACAGGGGGACACCGGGGGGUGGUGGCACAGGACACGCUGCCCAGGGGACACGUGGUGGCACCUGGGGACAAGCGGACGCGGGGACACCAGGGGGUGGUGGCACCUGGGGACACAAUGACAGGGGGACACCCGGGGGGUGGUGGCACUUGGGGACACGCUGCUGUGGGGACACCCGUGGGUGCUGGCGGCUGCCAACCUGCUGCUGCUGCGGGCGCUGCGGGCGCCGCUCCCCGGGGACGGUGACAAUGACGGGGACAACGGGGACACAGAGCAGGCAGUAAAGCUGGCGGCUGGUGACGGUUA
Columba livia (rock pigeon) is the source of this 1785-nucleotide messenger RNA. It is a transcript of the gene TMEM276, whose product is annotated as transmembrane protein 276. Bases 127 to 1725 code for a protein of 532 amino acids. Lineage: Eukaryota; Metazoa; Chordata; Aves; Columbiformes; Columbidae. The record is from RefSeq and is a predicted model, not a curated record. The transcript has 3 exons.